AUGCUUCGUCUUACGUUAACACGUCUUGUUGCAACAAGUCGAAUAACAAUUAGUUCUUCGAAAAUUAUAACUAAUCAUCAUCGUAAUUUUCUUCGAAAUUUCUCAUCACAAUCCAAUGAUAAUAUUCACCAAUCUAAAAUUCCUUUAGCUAAUAUAAAUAAAGGAGAAGAAUCUAAACGAAUGGGAAUUCAAUUUACGUGUAAAGUAUGUGAUCAUAGAUUACAAAAAACUUUUACUCGUCAGUCGUAUGAACAAGGAGUUGUUAUUAUUCGAUGUGAUUCAUGUUCAAGUCUUCAUUUAAUUGCCGAUAAUCUAGGUUGGUUUAAAGAUUUAACACAAAAUGGAAAAUUCAAAAAUAUUGCUCAAAUGCUUCAAGCAAAAGGUGAAACAAUACAUCGUGUAACUGUUACUCCAACUACUGAUGAAUCAAUAUUAAACGAAGAAAAAAUGACAGACAAAACAAAAACUGUAGCAAAAAUGAAUUCAAAUUUAAUUAAAGAAUUUAAUCGUUAUAGAGAAGAAAAUACUGAAUUAAUGAAUAGAUUUAAUGAACUUCAUAAACAAAUAAAAAAACAAAGAAUAAAUUCAUACGAAGAUCUUCAACAAGUUAAUCAACAUGCAGCUCAAACUAUUGUAAAACUUGCAUCAAAUACUAAACCAUUUCGAUUAGGUGGACGUGCUUUUGGUUUUUAUGGUUUAACAUCAACAGGAAAAAGUACAAUAAUUAAUAAAUUACUUGGAUAUGAUUUAUCUGACAAAGAUGCUGGUAAAACAACAAAAGAAAUUCAACGUUAUGAAGGACAAAAUUGUCGUCUCUUUGAUAUUCCUGAUAAAAAUGAUGAUAUGUCUUAUUUUACUAUGGAAUAUAUUGCUUUUUGGAAAGGAUUGACAAAAAUAUUAGUAUUAAUAACAACAACAAUUACAGAAAUGACAAAUGUUUUUCAUCUUCUUGAUGCGCUUAAUCUUCGAUAUGAUAUUGUUAUCAAUAAAUUUGAUUUAGUACCUAUUGAAAAAAGACAAGAGUUUAAAAAAAAAAUAAAUCAACAAAUUUGUGAAUCUGAACUUCAAGGUGUUGAUCAUGUUUGGUAUGUUAGUGCACUUAAUCCAAAUCAAUGUCCUGAUUGGUUGACUUUAGUUAAUUCAUUAACUUAUCGUCCAGAAAAUGUUUUUAAUGAUUAUGAUUCCGUCGAUGAUUUUUUUUAUGAAUAA
Messenger RNA from Rotaria sordida, 1209 nucleotides. The record is from the annotation of a GenBank genome assembly. Lineage: Eukaryota; Metazoa; Rotifera; Eurotatoria; Philodinida; Philodinidae.